This is a messenger RNA of Raphanus sativus (radish), 1182 nucleotides long. Its product is annotated as probable pinoresinol-lariciresinol reductase 3. The record is from RefSeq and is a predicted model, not a curated record. The transcript is spliced from 2 exons. Lineage: Eukaryota; Viridiplantae; Streptophyta; Magnoliopsida; Brassicales; Brassicaceae. Bases 726 to 1007 code for a protein of 93 amino acids.
CAUGUGAUAUGCACUCUAAGGACAACUCCAUUCAUAGAUACUCUAGCAGCAUCACGAACGGGGAAAAACUCAAAAUGCAUAUCUAAAUAUAAAAAUAUUGUUAUUUAAAUAUAUUUCAUCUCUUUUUUUUCCAGUUGAUUGCAGUUCUUCUUCCUUCAAGGGUUUUGUUCUCACUCGUCUCUCUUCUCUCUCUCUACUCUGGCUCUUUGUGAUGACGACGAGAUUUGAUUCCGUUGACUGUCUUGGGCAAGACCCGCUAACCUCCUUAGAGAAAGCUUCGAUUUCUGGAGAAGAUUCGUCUGAAGACUCGAUAAAGGUCGUUUCUUUACAUGAGAAAGAAGCCCAGGCGAUGAUGGAUGUGGAUUGUCCCGGAGUCUUUUCUGUAUCCGAAGCUAGCUCCUCGUUUCUUGAUGAGGAUAAGGUUGAGCUGAAACAGAUCAAGGAAACGUCUGUUGAACAAGAUGAUGUGCACAAGGGAGACUGAUGGGUCUGUUGUUGUUUGUAUCUCUGAGAAGAAGGGACAAGAUGAUUCCACCGAUGUUGAGAGACUUCUGGAGGCUGAGAAGAGAAGACUGUUGGCUGAGAUCGAAACGGGAACUAUCUUCAGGAAGAAGGAAGAUGUCGUGGAGACGCUCGGAAAGAACGGAAUGGAUCUAAAGUGGAGCGAGUGAGAGUCAAGGACAACGCUUUUGUUGGGAUCAGGUCUAUGAAGAUCGAUAUGGUUGAUGUCACUGCGUUGCUCAAGAAAUUGUACCUUAAGGCUGCCUGGAAACGUAUGUUCGAUGAAUGAUCUUGUUGAGCUAUGGGAAAGGAAUAUUGAGAAGAAGCUUGAGAAAACUUGUGUUACUGAAAGUAAACUUCUCGAGAAGAUCAGAGAGACUCCAUAUCCGAGUGACAUGGAGAUGGUCUUCACAUACUCUGUUUUUAUCGAAGGACAUCACUCGUACUUUGACAUUGAUGAGUCUUCUGGUGGAUUGAAUGGUACUGAUAAUUGCAGGUGGAAUUAGGAACAAUGGAACAAGUACACGCAAGACUUGUCACUGCCUCACCAUGCCAACAAGCAGUGCAGGUCAGUUUGCCAUUGGUUCUGACCUGUGGUCUUGUUUUCUUCUUGUUUAGCACAUGUAUAUUGUAUUGUUGUAGUUACGUUGAAAGUGUAUUCACAAGUCUUUGUUCUUCCUU